CACACGGAAACCUGUUUCCAUUCUACUUUCAAUUAGAAUUCGUCAAAGGUUAGUGCAACUUCCAGCAGCAACCAUGGCCGACUCUGUUCCCCCUGCCGGUGGCUUUGUAGUUGUCACUCAUGUGUACCCACAACAAGGUGCCCAAAGUGUCUCUUCACCCCAGAGCGGAGUUGUUCCACUAGCCUCCUCUCCACCAGCCUCCUCUAUGCUUCAGAAAUUCCUUAAAGGAGAACCAGCAGCUCUGGGGACAGUUCAAAUUAUGAUUGGUGUGGUUGUGUUCCUCUUCGGUAUCGUGACUGCAUUUUAUGCAUCAACAAUGUCCACUUUCACUGGCAUCAUGUUCUGGGGAGCCAUCAUCUACAUCACUGCUGGUUCUCUCACUGUUAGAGCCAAUAAGAAGCUCAGUCAGUGUUUGGUCAAAGCAUCACUGGGGAUGAAUAUCUUCAGCACAAUAACUGCAGGGAUUGCCAUAAUUUUCCAUAGCUUGGAUUUAACCGUCUCAAUGUACCCUUACAUGUAUAACGACUGUUAUGGUGAAAGCUAUUACUGCCGAAGAAACAAUGCAUUAUUAUGGAGCAGGACACAGGGGAUUGCUGGAGUGAUGCUGGUGUUGUCUUUACUGGAGUUCAUUGUCUCCAUAUGUGUAUCUGCGUUUGCAUGCAAAGCCACCUGCUCCUCUAACACUGAGCAGGUAGUAUACGUUUCAAGCCAGGUGCCCCCCUCUUUCCCCACCUCCCACCCCUCUGCACCUCUACAGAGUACACAGAUGCCUUUCUUUCCAACCAGUGUGGUUCCUCCUCUUCAUAACUGCAGUGCUGAUGGUUGCAGAAGUGGCAAAUCUGAAGAUCUGCCCCCAGAAUACACCACUACCCAAGAAUGAGUCAUGUGACUACAUCUAGAUUUACAGGGAAGGCUUUAUGUCUCAAGUAAAUGGUAACCUUGUGACUCUCUUAUGAAUAAUUUGUGAAGAGUAAGUGUGUGCAUGUAUGUAAGUAUCUAUUUAAUUGAAACUCUAGCUAACUAGCAAGCUCCAAGUGACUUGCUUUGCAUUCUAGGGUCUCAAUCAAUCAAUGCAAUUAUUGGAAAGCAUCCUAUUAGCAAUGAGAAUACAACCUAUGAAGUCACCUUUACAUAUAGGAAUGAUAUGAGCACUUAGAGGGAAGGAAUGAUAGGAAUGAUAUGGGAAUGAUAUGGGAAUGAUAUAGGAAUGAUAUGAACACAUAGAGGAAAGUAUAAGAUGAAUGAAAGUUGUUGUUUAUUUCUUUAAUCUUUAUGCAUUAAAUAUGUGAUUGUCGACUUUGAAAAUAUUAUAUAGGCCCACAUUAUUUAGAUGAACAUGAAAAUGAUAAUGUUGCUCAAUUGUCAGCAGCAUCAUACAGUAUCAUUGCUAUUGUAUUACACAUGUGUACUUACUUUACUUAAAAUAAUUACAUUCAAUUAAAUAUUUGUUUCAAAUA
Molecule: messenger RNA, 1457 nt
Organism: Clupea harengus (Atlantic herring)
Lineage: Eukaryota; Metazoa; Chordata; Actinopteri; Clupeiformes; Clupeidae
Product: membrane-spanning 4-domains subfamily A member 4A-like
Exons: 8
Coding region: 74-880 (268 amino acids)
Cellular component (GO): membrane
Source: RefSeq, a predicted model, not a curated record